UUUUCAAAUUUGAAUUUCUAAUGAGGCCAUGACAAUUUAAUUUGAUAAAUUUUCCAAUUUUUUUUUCAAAAUUUUUCCUAUUACAACUGUUGCAAAGAACAUUUCAAAAUGGCGAAGGAAGUAACGAUGUGUUCGCAAAUGCAACAAUGGAGCCCUGUGAAGCCGACGGCUGGCGCUCCAAGCGUGCCACCAACAGUCGGCUAUUGCUUCCACACCCCAAAGAAGCAUCCCUGGCGGCCCAUCAUGGGAUAUGAGGAGAUCGAAGUCACACCUAUGCCAUCACAACCCAUAACGAACACAAUGGUGGAUCCCUGUUAUACCCCUGAAGGCAUGUCAGCCGAGCCUUUGCGGUUCCCGAACCUCGUGACUGGUUUCGAUCGAAGUCCCGAACACGCUGCCAGAGCAGCCCUCUACACCAGAUACACCCAGUACGAGUGGAACCAGAAUAGCAUCAAAAAUUACAACGAGUCUGACGCGAAAAGAAACUUCUCAGAACGAGUCAGGAAUGAUAUCAUGAGAACAAUGAGAGAAACUGAUGAAAUUGGAGCUCAGGGUCAGCGUGACUCGGGAAGGAAGAUCGGUGAACGAAUCACUGAUACCACCUUCUGGCGGAAUGAGGUGGCUAUCGAAAUGGAACGUUUGGUGGCUACGUGCGAGAAGCUGAACGACACUCGGCGGCAACUGGAGCGAGCCAUCGCAGGCAUCGAAGGGCCUUUGCAUAUUGUACAGGAAUGCUUGUACCACAGGGAGAAAAGACAAGGUUUGGAGCAAGUGCACGACGCCGUGGAGCAGUCGUUGCUGAAGGAGGUGGCUACUCUGCGAGACGCUCAGGAGAGAUUCAAGGUGAUGCUGGAAAAGGUGCGCGCGCAGUCGAAGAAUUGCCGCGCCACGCAGCACGAGCUGGAGACGGACAUGCGCAACAAGGAGUACGCGCUGGGCAUCGACUCCAUGUGCCACCAGCUCAACAACUUCUCCAAGGGGCUGCAGUUCUACGCGGGCAUCGAGCGGUACGACCCCACGGUGUGCGACACGGAGCGCUGGGCCGCGGCCAGCGCCGCCACGCUGCAGCGCUCGCAGUCCGAGCGCGCCAAGGCCGUGCAGAUGCUGUCGGACACGGACAACCUCAUCAACACGGCGGCCACGGAGAUCUGGGACCAAUGGAGCAACACGAACGGCGCCUUCACGCGCCGCGUCGCCGAGACCAUCGAGAUCAAGAACAAGCUGCAGCUGCAUCUGUACAAGGUCCAGCAGGAAAUAUUCGACGUCGAGAAGACGCUGGAGCUGUUGAACAAGGCGAUCGAGGACAAGUUGCAGCCCAUAAAGGUGGCUCACACCAGGCUGCAGGCCAGGACCAACCGGCCGCAUCUCGAGAAGUGCCGCGACCAAGCACAGGACAGGAUGGUAAAAGAAUGCUGCGACCUCCAAGCGGCAAUGGAGCUUCUGCGGUCCAAGAUCGCGACGGCGGAGGGGACGCACCAGACCCUUCUGGGUGUGAGAGCUGGUCUCGAAGCGGACCUCCGGGCCAAGACCACUACGCUCUUCAUCGACCGGGACCAGUGCAUGGGUAUUCGCCGAGGUUACCCCGUCACUGCUGCUAUAAAGUCUUCGUAACUGUAUUUGUAACACUCAAGAGACGAUUGACUUUGCGUUACGGCUACCAGAGCUCAACAUUCUGUUACACAUGUCCAUUUAAAGAUUAUCAUUCUUAUAUUGUCAACAUCAAACCAACAAGAACUAUUUCAAACAUAUC
Hyposmocoma kahamanoa is the source of this 1750-nucleotide messenger RNA. Its product is annotated as tektin-3-like. The coding region runs from base 109 to 1611 and encodes 500 amino acids. Gene Ontology annotation, biological process: cilium movement involved in cell motility; cilium assembly. Lineage: Eukaryota; Metazoa; Arthropoda; Insecta; Lepidoptera; Cosmopterigidae. Gene Ontology annotation, cellular component: nucleus; microtubule cytoskeleton. The transcript is spliced from 11 exons. The record is from RefSeq and is a predicted model, not a curated record.